AUUGGAUAGUGUGAACGACACUAACUCUGAUAUAAAACUGUUUUUUUCCUCGUCCUUCACUUUCUGCACUUUCCUUAUCACCCACAGAAUCUGCAGGUAAAUUGUAAUCAUGAUCGGCUCAAGCAAGCUAACGACCUACGUCCUGGCGAAACUAUUCAUAGGAUGCAUCUGCUGGACCUCCUCCGUUUCAGGUCAAGGAUGUAACACCACAGAACUGUCUACUAUACGUGGAUGUAUAGUGUCGUACGGUACUCAGUUUCCCUCCUACUUCGGCACAGGAGGAACCUGCAAUCAUACCCUCAUGACACAAGAAGUGUGCGGCAAAUAUGGGAGCAUCGUUACGUGUGUGAACGGCGCCAGUCUGUCCACAACAACAUGCAGACCCUAUAUGGUUUCCCGGAUGGACAGCGAGCUUGGCAUUCCAUGUAAGGUGAACGACUUUGCUGUGACCUGUACAAGUGCUCCAAAAAUCAACGAAGGUUCAGGUGGUGCAAGCUACCUCCGAAGCACUGGCGUUCCCGUGAUCUUUGUCGCCAUGGUUACCCACGUGAUUCUAGCCGUCUUUGUCUUCCCUGUGAGGAAUUCUUAGAAGUCCAGCUAAUUGAGCAACACUUGAUUGUCCAGAGUUUGGCUGUGAUUACUGUAUUUUUUUUAUUCCUUUCCUUUCUUCUCUUCAAACGUUUGCAUAUCGAAGUGCAUGUCCGCAGACCUCUUGCUAUAGGUCACCAAUUAGGCACAAAAAAGUCGUUAUAUGUAGAUAUUUCACAGCUUAUUCGUACAUAAUUUAAUUAUGUAUGCUCUUUAUAUGAUGCUAAUAAUUUUGAUCUCGCUGUUGAUUAACAGUAUUUUACCGGAUUUAGUGUCCUCGUGUUUUAUUUUCUUUCUCAAAUGCUCAUAAAUGUUUUAUACUUGUAAAUUGGAAAUUUUGGGGGCAGCUAUGUAAACUGUGUUUCCCUUUCUCUCUGCAUAACAUAUUUUACAGGCAUUGUGUGUAGGAUUUUUAUGUAAUUACAGCCUUUAUUAUGAUUAAACAGGCACGUUUGUGAUAAAAUCACAUAGACAAAAAUCCAGCAAAGGAAGUGAAUUUCUGAAAACCAGGGUUAGAAACUGUUCACAGGCACACACAUUAAUAUUGGAUGAAAUGUAUCUUACGAUCAUGCACUCCAACACACAAAUAUUACGGCCCCCCUCUAAGGACAACAGAUCAACCCUGUUAACCACAAUAAUAUUUUCCAAUAUUGACUGCAAAGGUGACGACAUAUUUUACUGGGAUAUCAAGGCUGGACAGUUAUUUCUCAACAUCAGAAGAAAAAAAUGAAUAGACAGUGUGCUUGCUCUCAUUUGUAUCAAUAUUUACAGUGUAUCAUUAAUUGAUGUCUCUUGCUCUCAUUCAUUCGAAUUCUGAUUUUGGAUUUUCAAAUUUUUUAUUAGUUGUCUUUAUGAAGCUUGUAGUAGGAAACAGCCUAUAAAUACUGUAAUUUUUAUUCUAUUUGGAGUAAACUUUAUGUACUGUGA
Molecule: messenger RNA, 1515 nt
Organism: Pomacea canaliculata
Lineage: Eukaryota; Metazoa; Mollusca; Gastropoda; Architaenioglossa; Ampullariidae
Exons: 6
Coding region: 110-589 (159 amino acids)
Source: RefSeq, a predicted model, not a curated record